This is a messenger RNA of Musca vetustissima, 2721 nucleotides long. Its product is annotated as ADAMTS-like protein 1. The record is from RefSeq and is a predicted model, not a curated record. Lineage: Eukaryota; Metazoa; Arthropoda; Insecta; Diptera; Muscidae. The transcript has 11 exons. Gene Ontology annotation, molecular function: metalloendopeptidase activity. The annotation marks the transcript as partial. Gene Ontology annotation, cellular component: extracellular matrix. Gene Ontology annotation, biological process: extracellular matrix organization.
CUCUUAUCAUUUCACACCAUCUCCAUUGAUGCCAAAGAAUUGAAUGCUAGUACAGCAUUUGAUAAUACAUGGACCACCGCUACAGAUUUGGAAAACGAACUGCAGCAAAAAAGAUCUGUCAAAAUGUAUCCACCGUCGACGAGUAGUAUUAUAAAUCUUAUGGCCAUUUAUGGCGGCUGGUCCGCCUGGUCGGAGUGGUCGAUGUGUUCACGUCCCUGUAGCGGUGGCAUAAUGCAACAAACACGUCGCUGUGAAAAUCCUAAUGGUUGCAAUGGCGAACGUAUCCGCUAUCGCAUUUGUAACACACAGACGUGUCGUGAAAAAAUCGAUUUUCGUGAAAAACAUUGUACCGCGCUAAAUAUGGUGCCAUAUGCGGGGAAAUUAUACAAAUGGAUACCGGAAUAUGAUUUGAAAGAGCCAUGUGUGUUGGCUUGUAGAGGUUAUCUGGUUGACAAAGAACGUGCCCACAAAUCAUCGGGAAGUGAUACGGAUGACCAGAGUGUAUUAGUACCAAUGAGUCCCCAUGUAAUGGAUGGAGAACGCUGCCGUCCGCCAUCGUUGGAUAUGUGUGUGCAGGGAAAAUGCCAGCGCGUUGGCUGUGACUUGAAAAUUGGCUCAACAAAAAAACUUGACAUUUGCGGCAUUUGUGGCGGCAAUGGCAGCUCCUGUUCACCGACGCUUUACCAAUGGGAACUGGUACCGGUGUCCUUGUGCACCGUCUCCUGUGGUGGUGGCUAUAAAAUGCCACGUAUUGUAUGCCGCAGUCGUAUGACUGGCUCCGAAGUGGAUGAUUCCCUGUGUAAUGCUGCUAAUCGUCCCGAACCAUCGGUGGAAUUGUGUAAUACACACACCUGUCCGCCCCGAUGGAUUGCCGACAACUGGAGUACAUGUGAUCGCCCAUGUGGUCCAGGCAUGCGUAGCCGUAUGGUAGUUUGUGCUGAAGAAAACAAUGGUAUAAAAACUAGAGUUGCCGAUAUGUUAUGCCCCAAACCAAAACCACCGAUGCAGGAGCAAUGUAUUAUUACUGAGUGCCCCAAAUGGAAAGUUGAAAAGUGGUCAACGUGCUCCGAAUCCUGUGGCGAAGGAAUACAAAUACGUAAUGUGGAAUGCAGUGCUGCAGAUGGUGGGUUAAGUGACAAAUGUGAUCCCCUUACAAAACCGGCCAGUGUCCAAAGUUGCACCACAGGGCUGCUGUGUGAGCCCAAUUCUAUCAAAAACUCCAGGGUCGCCCUGAACAUGGACCACAAGUUGCUGAGCGACAAUGACGACGACGAAGAAGAUGACGCAGACACCGAUGUGGUUGAUGAUGAUUCCGAUAUCGACGAUGAUUAUGCCGAUGAUACGUUCUUUGACAAACAACCGCUUUAUUUACAUCAUCGCAUGAGUCGUUUCCAUCACGAAGAACCUGAUGGACCACAAAUGAUGCGUUUACAAUCAUCUGGUCGUUAUAAUUCGGAUGAAGCUAUGCCAUCGGAACCAACUUACAUGAAAGAUCCUGAUUGGUCACCGUGCAGUGUCACCUGUGGUGUGGGAAUACGUCGACGUACAUAUAAGUGUAAAAUAUUCUUACAAUUCUCCCGAACCUUGGCCACAAUUAACGAUACGAUGUGUGAAGGCAAAAAACCCCACGACGAAGUCGAACGAUGUGUAGAAGAACCCUGUGUUAUGCCAUCACAUGGCUAUGAAGAACCCUAUCAUCGGGAUUCGAUAAAAGUUGGUGUUUCCGAACCUGGCAAAACCUAUGUGUGGCGGGAGCAGGGUUACACCUCAUGCAGUGGCAGUUGUUUGGGUGGUGUUGAAGAACUUAUUAUUAAUUGUGUGCGGGAGGAUAAUGGGCGAGUGGUUUCACCAUUUUUAUGUUCUCCCGAAACAAAACCCGAGGCACGUAUACGGACCUGCAACGAUCGUCCUUGUCCACCGAGAUGGAAUUAUACAGAAUUUACUCCCUGUUCAAAAACUUGUGGCAUUGGUAUUAAGACAAGAGAGGUGCAAUGUGUACAUGAGGUUACACGGGGUGGUGACAAUGCCAUGGUGGUGCCCAACAGUAUGUGUCCCCAACCACCACCUGCUGAUCGGCAAUAUUGUAAUGUUCUCGAUUGCCCUGUUCGCUGGGAGGUGGGCGAGUGGUCCAAGUGUUCCCACACCUGUGGCUACGGCAUUAAAGAACGAAAAGUCGAAUGUAAACAGGUUAUGGCCCAGGAACAUAAAUUGGAACGACCGGAGAUUAUGUGUGCCAGUGCCAAGCCACCGGAGAAGAAACCCUGCAACAUUAGACCCUGUCCCGCCGAGGAGCCCAAGCCGGUUAUUGAAAUCAGCAACACCACACACAUACAACAUGAUCCGCGCAAAACAAAAGUCACACUGAAUAUUGGUGGAGCGGCGGUGGUAUUUUUUGGAACCCAGGUAAAGAUAAAGUGUCAUGUCAAAGGCUUUGAUCGUACAAAAAUCAAAUGGAAUAAAGAUGGCAAACCCCUGGAGAAGAGUAAAAAAUUCCGAGUCUCAAAAAAGGGAGCACUGCAUAUACUUAAUAUAACAUUUAGGGAUGCUGGUGUGUACUCGUGUGAGGCCGGACCUUCGAAUGCUGAGAUAACGGUGGAUGUUAAGGCCAAACCGGGUCAACGACAAGAGGAAUUGGAACAGCAACAAGAAAAUAUGCUGCCUGAAGGUAGUGGUGACGAUUCAAUGGAAGCUGCUGAAAUUAUGGCUCCAACGAACAGGUAA